This is a messenger RNA of Drosophila bipectinata, 755 nucleotides long. It is a transcript of the gene COX4, whose product is annotated as Cytochrome c oxidase subunit 4. Lineage: Eukaryota; Metazoa; Arthropoda; Insecta; Diptera; Drosophilidae. Gene Ontology annotation, biological process: mitochondrial electron transport, cytochrome c to oxygen. The record is from RefSeq and is a predicted model, not a curated record.
UUUCCGCCAUCGAUUUUCGAUAACCGCGAUUGCAGCUCUUCAUUAUUUUGCAGCGAGUCCAAAAAAAAGAAAUAUGGCUCUCAGACUAAUCAACAACGCUGUGCUCCGCCAGUUGGUGGCCCAGCUGCCCAAGAACGCCCAGAUGGGCAGUGUUGCUGGUGUCCACACUCUGGACAAGAUUGGCAAGCGGGAGAUCGUAGGCUUCGGCUGGAACGGCACCGCCUGCUACGCCGACCGCGUGGACUACCCUCUGCCCGCUGUCCGCUUCAGGGAGGCCAACAAUGAGAUCAACGCUCUGCGCACCAAGGAGCAGGGUGAUUGGAAGAAGCUGAGCCCCCAGGAGAUCAAGGCCCUGUACCGCGCCAGCUUCUGCCAGACGAUCGCUGAGGUCCAGGCUGGAACCGGAGAGUGGAAGAUGCACUUGGGCGUUGGUCUGCUCUUCACCGCCGCCGCCAUCUGGGUGGCCGUUCUGAUGAACCUGUUCGUGUACGACGAGCUGCCAGUGACCUUCGAUGAGGAGCACCAGAAGGCCCAGCUGAAGCGUAUCAUCGAUCUGGAAAUCAACCCCGUCACUGGAUUGACCUCCAACUGGGAUUACGAAAACAACAAGUGGAAGAACUAAGUCCGCUAUUCCAUAAAGUCCUUUGUGUGUGAGCGAGCGUAUUUAAGCAAACAGUUAGCCGACUUCUUAUUUGUAUUAAGUGGAAACAAGAUAGUCGAAAUUAAAGUUAUGGCUUCUGCCGCCUAAACUAAAA